Messenger RNA from Saccharomyces mikatae IFO 1815, 1332 nucleotides. RefSeq names its product Std1p (gene STD1). The transcript has a single exon. Lineage: Eukaryota; Fungi; Ascomycota; Saccharomycetes; Saccharomycetales; Saccharomycetaceae. The record is from RefSeq and is a predicted model, not a curated record. Bases 1 to 1332 code for a protein of 443 amino acids.
AUGUUCGUUUCUCCACCUCCAGCAACAGCGAGAAAUCAAUUGGGGAAGAGGAAAUCGAAAAGGCAUGAUGAUAAUUUAAAGAGCAUCCAACCCAGUGCUGAAUUAGAAACAGCAAAAAACAUAUCUUCUGUUGGGUUCAACAAUAACCUCCCACAUAAUAACCAGGACAUGAAUACAGUAAAUCAUUAUAGUUUAAACCCCAAUUCAGGAAGCGUUAGAUGUAACAAUAAUUUUGUUACUACCCCACCAGAAUAUGCGGAUAGGGCAAGAAUAGAGAUUCGGAAAAGAUUACUGCCCACCACAGGAAUUAAAAGCAUAGAUGCAAACGAUGCCACUCCAGGAGAUGAAAACAUCGAACAAAUAACCACUCCCGACUGUCAAAGUUUUAUAUCUGAUCAUUGCUCUUCAUACCAAUCGAGCAUAUUUUCACAUCCAUCCACCGUGCUUACGCAUGUUACUACAGGUAGUUCCAUAUUAGAUACAAAAACGCCGAAGUUUGUCACAGAAAUAACACUUGAAGACGCUUUACCUAAGACUUUUUAUGAUAUGUAUUCUCCUGAAGUUCUCAUGUCUGAUCCUGCUAAUAUACUUUACAACGGACGUCCCAAAUUUACGAAGCGUGAGCUGCUAGACUGGGAUCUCAAUGAUAUACGUUCUUUGCUAAUAGUGGAGCAACUACGGCCAGAAUGGGGAUCUCAGUUGCCGACAGUCCUGACUUCCGGCGUUAAUUUACCCCAGUUCAAAUUGCAAUUACUUCCCUCAUGUUCUAGUGAUGAGUUUAUAAUAGCAACAUUGGUUAACUCAGAUUUGUACAUAGAGGCAAAUUUAGACCGCAAUUUUAAGUUAACAAGUGCAAAAUAUACAGUCGCUUCAGCAAGAAAAAGACAUGAAGAAAUCACAGGAUCCAACGAACCGAUAAUGCGCUUAUCUAAACCUGAAUGGAGAAAUAUAAUUGAGAACUAUUUAUUAAAUGUUGCGGUAGAGGCUCAAUGCAGAUAUGACUUUAAGCAAAAACGCUCUGAAUACAAGAAAUGGAAAUUACUGAAUUCAAAUUUGAAAAGACCUGACAUGCCGCCUCCAAGCCUCAUACCUCAUUGUUUUCAAACGCAUGACUGCUCUAGUUCAGGUAGUCUUUUAAAAAAGGCUUUAAUGAAAAACUUGCAAUUGAAAAACUACAAAAACGACGCGAAAACAUUAGGUGCUGGUACACAGAAAAAUGUCGUUAGUAAAGUGUCGUUAACUUCGGAAGAGAGGGCAGCCAUCUGGUUUCAAUGCCAAACACAAGUCUAUCAAAGACUGGGAUUGGAUUGGAAACCUGACGGAAUAUCUUAG